Molecule: messenger RNA, 1360 nt
Organism: Strongylocentrotus purpuratus (purple sea urchin)
Lineage: Eukaryota; Metazoa; Echinodermata; Echinoidea; Camarodonta; Strongylocentrotidae
Product: 5'-nucleotidase domain-containing protein 1-like
Exons: 3
Coding region: 92-565 (157 amino acids)
Molecular function (GO): 5'-nucleotidase activity
Source: RefSeq, a predicted model, not a curated record
UGAGUUCAAUGCAUAUGCGUGUGCAUAGUUCACUGUAGGCUAUGUCCAUUCAGCGCGAAAAGCAAAAUUCGAUGCGGUACUUCAUGUUGUAAUGAGAUUCGCUGCCUUGGCCUUGUCUCUGCACUGCUCUCGAUAUCUACGUCUACUACCUCCUGUUUACAAUUGUGUCAAAAUGUCGUCUAUCUCAAGACCAGCUAAACUGUCUUUUCUUGACUUCGAUGCAGUCGGUGUGGAUUUGGACCACACACUCUGUAAAUACAAGCUGGAUAACACCUUUUCGCUGAUUUAUAAUAGUUUAGCUGAGGUAGUCGUUAGCAGAAAGGGGUACAGUAAAGAACUUCUGGAGCCUUUCCAUAAAGACAGAGAUUUUUGCACAAAGGGGCUAGUCUUCGAUGCCAAGAAGGGGAACUUCCUGAAACUGUCCAGAGAGGGCGACAUUCUCAGGGCGAGCCAUGGGACCACACCCCUCAGCCAGGAUGAGGUGUGUCGGAUCUACGGUAGUCAAGCACGAUGGGAACACUUUGAUUUCUUGAAAGAUACGCUCAAACAAACAGGUGGGACUUAGGCUAGGAUGUACGAUACUUUAUUCAACAUGUUAAUAACUCUCUCCUUCCCCUUUGUUUGAUACAGGAUCUACUUGGUUCCUGGAGGCAAUGUGUUAAGUGCUUAAAUUUGCCAAGUGGUGUUGCCCUUAAAAAGAUUAGAUCUUUCCUCAUUUUAAAACUCUUAAAAAUCUGUUAAUAUUUUUUAUUUCUGGUUCAUACUCUUUUGAAUACUUUUUUUCAAAGUUAAAGAAGGCUGUUUAUAUUGCUACUUGUCAUGUAUUUCUUGCAUGAUUGAGAUAAGGAUAACACUUUUUGCGAAUAUUUUGUGAAUAUUUUGUUUUAUUUCUUAAGGGGCUUGUGAUUUUGUGCAAUCACAUGAUCUGUAUAGACUUUGAAAUCCUGCAGAGCAACUUGCUGGUCUACUUUGACCUUGUUUGCUGCCAUCUCUUGGCCUGUAUCCUGACUUUUACACAGCUGAAGGCAAAGGCCUAACAAAGCAAGUUCAUAUUUGCACAGAAUCAAUUCUCGAGUUCAGUCAAAGUCCAUACCCGUGUCACACAAUAGUAUACUUUUUGUUGUGCUGUUUCCUUAGAAACAGUAAGGAGGUUAAUUUACGAUAACAAAUAUCCCCUUUUAGCUCUCAGUAGAUUCAGCAGAAAUUAAUGUUGUACAAUCUAAAAAAUAAUUGUUAAAAUCUCCAUUUAAAAGGGCUAUUAGGAGUGAGCACUUAAACAAUUUCAGUUUAACACUUUUAACAUUGUAGAUCUAACCUUUAUAUUGUUGGAUCCAGCUUUUUCACAGUGUUACCCUAUUAU